This is a messenger RNA of Caenorhabditis elegans, 2178 nucleotides long. It is a transcript of the gene btbd-10, whose product is annotated as BTB domain-containing protein. The record is from RefSeq and is marked reviewed. Lineage: Eukaryota; Metazoa; Nematoda; Chromadorea; Rhabditida; Rhabditidae. Gene Ontology annotation, cellular component: cytoplasm. The transcript has 8 exons. The coding region runs from base 52 to 1818 and encodes 588 amino acids.
UAAUUAAACUGUCACUCUUAUCAUCUUCUUCGUCUUCCACCAUUCUACAACAUGUCUCAAUCGGAAGAACAGAACAAAGACAUUCCAUCAUCUUCAAAUUUUGGAAACCCAGCAAAUAAUGGCGUUAAUGUGCCAGAUGCUCCUGCGCGACGACUCUUCGAUAACACUUCUGACGAAUCUGAUGUUUCACUGGAUAAUGAUGACAAAACCGGGGCUGAAACUGACGGUUCCUCUUCAAGUCGUGGAUGUCUGAAGAGCGAGAGAUCUCGCAAAGAUCAUGCCAGCACGUCAUCAACAAGAACUGUUCGUGCACCACAGCAGGUUUCUUGGUCAUUUGGAGCUAAACCUGCGACUCCACACUCUCAACCGCCUGCCGGACUCAAAAAAGUUCCUGCCUACUCCGCCACGUCAUCAUCAUCACAAGCGGGUCCAUCAGCUUCCACUUCGACAGCUCGUAAAUCGUCGCUUGUGGGAGGACGAGGAUCCGCGUCGUCAUCUGGACACACGAGUCCGUCACCUUCUGAAUCCCCAGCACGUAACGCAGGCUGCUCCUCUUCGGGUGAAUCAAAUCCUGAUAGAUCUCUGACAACACCUCCACUUGCUCCAGCACUGAAACAUUCUGCCAAGGACGGUCAUUAUCGUGGACAAAGAUCAAUGUCACUUGGAGGUCCUGCUCAUGAAAUGCUCAUGUCACAAUUGGGUGGCCGUCAAGGAAACACAGUCGACUGUUCACCGGGAGAAGGCGACAAAGUAUGCCUUUUAGUCGAUCAAACCCGAUUCCUAGUCUCACAACGUCUGCUGACAUCGAAACCCGAUACAAUGCUCGGCCGGAUGUUCUCAAUGCGUGCAUCUUGUGGUGAUUUGGGAGCUGAUCUGGUUUCACCAAAUGAACGGGAUGAAUUUGAAGUGGCUGAUGGAAUGACGUCAUCUUGCUUCAGAGCCAUUUUAGAUUACUAUCAAUCGGGUACAAUGAGAUGUCCAUCAUCAGUUUCUGUGUCUGAACUCCGGGAGGCAUGUGACUAUUUACUGGUUCCAUUCAAUGCACAGACCGUCAAAUGCCAAAAUUUGCAUGCUUUACUUCACGAGCUUUCGAACGAAGGAGCACGUGAACAGUUUUCACAAUUUCUCGAAGAAAUAAUUCUACCACAAUUGGUUGCCUCAACAGAACACGGAGAACGAGAAUGUCAUCUCGUUGUCCUUCUCGAUGAUGAUGUUGUAGAUUGGGAUGAUGAGUAUCCACCACAGAUGGGUGAGGAAACAACACAUGUUGUAUACUCUACACAUCUCUACAAGUUCUUCAAGUAUGCUGAAAAUCGAGAUUGCGCGAAACAAGUGCUGAAAGAGCGAGGAUUGAAGAAGAUACGACUUGGUAUGGAAGGUUAUCCAACACACAAAGAGAAGAUUAAGAAGCGUUUCAAUAAGGCAGAAGUCAUCUAUAAUUAUGUCCAGCGACCAUUUGUACAUUGCUCGUGGGAGAAAGAAGAGGCUAGAAGUCGACAUGUGGAUUUUGCGUGCCCUAUUGUGAAGUCAAAAUCAAAUCCAUCGUUGGCAGCUGCCGCAUCGGAUCCACUUCCACAGCCAGCUCCACUUCAACAACAGCAUCGAGUCGCAGUUUUUGGAGAAGCUGCACCGCUGGCAGCUCAUAAUCGAGUUGACGAUCAACAUUUCGUUCAACCUUUGAAUCAAUUAAUGCAACAACAGGCACAGCUUCCACAGAAUAAUGCAAUGUUGGGAGUUAAUGUACAACAGCAACAGCACAACCAUCCACUCCACUCUCCACCAGUCAAUUUCCAGCGAAAUGAUCGUGAGGAAGAAUAAUUCCCAAAAAAUCAAUACUUUUUCCCUUGCCAUCGGGUCGAAUAUCCUCGUCAAUCGUCCACCAACUCCUGUUUCGUCGAAUUCUUGUGAUAACACAGAUUUAUGAUCAACUCGAAUCGAGUUUGUUGUUUUAUCCCGUUUCUCUGAUAAAUAUAAUUGUGUUCCUACAUCAUUACGACCCAUCUUCAUCUACUGGUCCAAAAUGCACACUCUCUCUCUCUCCCUCCCUCUUCCCCUCUUUUAACUUAUCAGACACUAUUGUCAUGCUUCUUAUUUUCCCAUACCGACACACACCACUCUUGACAUUUUGCAACUCUGUCCCACGACAUCUGCGAAUAUUUAAGAAUGAAAAAAAAUUUU